This is a messenger RNA of Aricia agestis (brown argus), 1930 nucleotides long. It is a transcript of the gene Amt, whose product is annotated as putative ammonium transporter 3. The record is from RefSeq and is a predicted model, not a curated record. The transcript has 11 exons. Gene Ontology annotation, molecular function: ammonium channel activity. NCBI's taxonomy places the organism in Eukaryota, Metazoa, Arthropoda, Insecta, Lepidoptera, Lycaenidae. The coding region runs from base 1 to 1713 and encodes 570 amino acids. Gene Ontology annotation, biological process: ammonium transmembrane transport; ammonium homeostasis. Gene Ontology annotation, cellular component: membrane.
AUGGAAAACAACUGGACGGGCGAAUCCCCGCGUAUGGAGUCCAUUGAGCUACAAUCCAACCUCACCAACACCUCAGUCAGCCUGCAGGAGAACUUCCAAAUCGACCUGGAAGACACCAACUGGAUUCUGACCUCCUCCUUUAUCAUCUUCACCAUGCAAACCGGCUUUGGUAUGCUGGAAUCUGGCUGCGUAUCGAUAAAAAAUGAAGCCAACAUUAUGAUGAAGAAUAUGGCAGACAUCUCCCUCGGUGGUCUAACCUACUGGAUCUUCGGGUACGGGCUCUCCUACGGCGAGGGCAAAUGGUCAAACCCGGUCGUCGGAGUGGGAGAUUUUCUGGUGGACCCACCUGUAGGAGACGCGCUCAUGGGGCCGGUGUUCGCGUCAUUCCUCUUCCAGCUAAGCUUUGCGACAACAGCCACUACCAUCGUCAGCGGGGCUAUGGCUGAGAGGUGCAACUUCAAGGCUUACUGCCUGUUCUCAUUCCUGAACACGGUGGUGUACUGCGUGCCGGCGGGCUGGGUGUGGGGAGAACACGGCUUCCUCAAUAAGCUAGGCGCUGUAGAUAUCGCCGGCUCUGGACCUGUACAUCUUAUAGGCGGUUCGUCGGCAUUUGCCUCAGCGCUUAUGCUGGGCCCACGGUUGGGUCGGUACGCGCACGGCACCGCGCCACUGCCGCUGGGCAAUCCUGUCAACGCCAUCAUGGGCACCUUCGUGUUAUGGUGGGGCUGGCUUGCCUUCAACUCCGGGAGUACUUAUGGGGUAAGCGGGGCGAAGUGGCAAUACGCAGCGCGCGCGUCGGUUAUGACGAUGAUGGGUUCUUGUGGUGGUGGUGUAUUCGGUAUACUGUUCACCAUGAUCAAGAACAAAGGCAGAGCUGACGUGAUGGAGUUGAUCAACAGUGUUCUGGGGUCCCUUGUAGCUGUUACUGCUGGGUGCUUCCUGUACCGAGCAUGGGAGGCUCUGGUCAUCGGAGCUAUAGGAGCGCUGGUCACGUCACUGGCCGGGCCCCUCAUAGACCGGCUGCGGGUCGAUGAUCCUGUCGGUGCCUCGGCCGUCCACGGCGCAGCUGGGCUUUGGGGCGUGAUAGCAGUUGGCCUCUUCGCUGACAAUCCCAUACCCAUGGAAACCACCAACGGCAGAUCCGGCCUGUUCAAAGGAGGCGGCUGGUACCUCCUCGGCGUGCAGACGCUCAUGGCGGUAUGUCUGAUGGCGUGGGCACUAUCAGUGACGAUGCUGCUGCUGUGGAUCAUUGACAAGGUGCUGCCGAUACGCAUGGACCCAUAUGAAGAGUUGCUGGGCGCUGACUUGACUGAUCAUAGAAUACGACAUGGGAAUAUCCGUGACCUUCAGCUGCUGAAUCACCACAAAUUCACCAACAAAGGGUUCGACGAAUUGACAGAACCGAACGUUUUCAAAAACAACGGCUUUUUGAACAAACGACCUGGCAACCCCGAGAACGACUUACACAAAGCAAUCGACUCGAUGUCCCACGAAAUUGGCAACCCUAAAAAGGAAACGGAAAUACUUGGUAUCCUUCCUGAAGGAAUAAAAGGGAAACGGUUAAAAGAAUUGACUGAGAGUGAGCGCGCUCAGUGCGAAGAGUUCGGUGCUAGCGAAGAUAGAUUUAGACAUAAGUUUACUAAGGACCAUUAUAAGAGGGAUCAAAUAAGGGGGGACCUGCCCACUCCUCCCACUGUUGCGUGGGUCGAAUAACCGACUAUUACCUAUAGUCCGGUCGCAGAGCGCUUAGAAAUUCGAAACCAAUCACUACUUGUGUCUUUCCUUUGCGAUAGCAAUAUUUUUGGAUGAGUGUCAAAGAGACGAGCGAUAGAUCGAUGUACGAACUUCUAUCUAAUUCGCGACCGGACUUUAGAAUCUAGAAACCUAAAAAGAUUUACAGUAACGUAUCUUUAAUAUACCAUAAAUUGUU